AUGGCCACAGUGACAGAGCGAAAGGAGCAAGUAGCUACGUGGAAUGGUGACCCCGUCCUCUGGCAGGACUACGUAAAGAGGGUUAGGCUGCAGUAUGAAAGAACUCCAGUGAAGAAGAGAUCCCUGCUAGGUGCAGAACUGGCAAGUCGCCUUACGGGGCGAGCGUGGGACGUCGCCUCAGCUGACCUGGACCACCAACGCCUGCAGAAACCGGAUGGACCAGCAUACUUGUUACAGUUUUUAGAACAGAAACUUGGAAAGGGUCCUAUCCCCGAUAGCGGACAGCGUUUGGAAGAUUUCUUCGUUCGUUUGAGGAGAUCCCCGGGUCAGUCGAUGGCAGAGUGGAGCACACAACUGCGUGAGUCUUAUCGCAGGUUGCAGAUAGCUCUAGCGAGACAGCGCUUUGAGCGAACUGGAACAACUGAUGACCCACGCAAGACGUCCACCUCUCAGGUCUCUACUCGUGGUGCUGGAGAUUUGCAGUCAACACCGGAGACUCAAAGGCGGCGGUCUGAUGUCACUAGCCCACAACAUCGAACAGAGAUACCACCUCCUCGGACAAUCUGGGAGGAUGAUCAGCAUGAUGAAGAGCCUCGCCCGGCAGGUGCGCCUGUCGAUCCAGAACCUCAUGAGCCCAAUGUACAAGGAGAAUAUGAACAACUGCCAGCCUCAGAACCUUCGGAGCGUAGUUGGCAGCGGCGGUGGACCGAUGACGAGUGGAGAGACUGGAGACGACAGCAGCGACGUUGGCAUCAUGGACGAGGACGGUAUGACUCGUCUGAUGAGGAAGACCAUGAAGACUUUCCUGAAUUUCAGUGGGAACAGUUUGAUUUUGCCAGCGUGGAAGUGUUGCCACCUGAAAUCUUAGGAUGGUUACUGCUGAGACGAUCAGGUCUCCCCUCCUCGGCACGCCUUAGUGUCUUGAGCUCGAUCAACAACAAUUUGGAUCUGGAUACGAUGGAGAGAGCCAUGAGAGAUCAAGAAGAGGAGCUCUUGCAAGCAGAGGCACAGAGACAACAGCAUGGCGGAUUUCGUGGUAGACGUUCAUACUGGGUAGAAGAGGAUUCACAAUGGGGUUUGUUAGCAGACCUAGAAGCGGAAGAACUGGAUGAGAAUUCCAUUCUGUGGUGUGGAUCGGAGCUUCCAGAAGAGGUAUAUGCAUCCUCUCCUAAGGCUUCGGCUUGCACUGCUUCGUCAGACAGCUGGACUACACAGCUGCCUUCGGGCCAGGAACUGCAUUGGGAAUGGUGCGAUGAUGACUUCUACGCCCUAGAUCCUGCAGAUGGGUGCUACUGGUCAUGUGCAGAGACGAAGGACUGGAUGGACGCUUACACCAAUUUCACUGACAAGAUGCGUAUACCACCGUCGACAGCGUUGGUGAUUACUGGAGUGGCCAGCUAUGAAGCUGAGGCGGAAGGUGGGGAUGAGUCCACUGCUUGGGCUACACUGUCAGCUGAAUAUCCGGGUCAUGCCAUACUUGAUUCCGGAGCCACGGAUUCAAUAGGGUCUUUAGAGGCUUUACAACAACUGAUGGACAUUCGUUUUGCAAAGUUUGGACAUGAAGAUGUGCAUGUGUAUGAACAGAACAAAAAGUUUCGUUUUGGCAACGGCCAGACUCAGAGAGCGGAAUCAUUUGUAGAAAUACCACAAUUUGUGGGUGGAAAGCCGGUGCAUCUUGGAAUCCACACUUUAGAUGCACCGGGAGUACCAUUGCUCAUUUCGAUCCAGACACUCACCAAGCUUGAGGCUGUGGUGGAUUUUGGACAUGAUGUCAUGCGUUUGCAUGGAGUGGAUGAAGAAUCGUGGAUUCCUUUGGUGAGAGGCCGAAACGGUCAUCUUUUGCUAGACCUCACAAAGGACUGGUUUCACUCAGGAAUGGACCUGAAAUCGGAUGAUCAGUCCGGUGGAGCAUAUAAGGGCGCUUUUGCCGCUGAAGCCGCAGAUGAAGUAGUUAGUCAACAUGCAUGCUCUUCUCUACCUCUCUUACAUGUUCACGGUCCUCCACCUCUCCAUCCAGAACAACUCACUUCGGAUGUUAUGUCAACUUUAGUUUUUGGGCAUGGUGAAGCAGAGCAUGAAGUUGAGAAAGAGGCCAGCCAACAAGUUUCUUCUGAAGAAAUUUUGACAGCUGAACCAAUUUCUGAAUGUGAACUGAUGACGGAAGAGGAAUACCGAAGAGCAAAAUUGGAAAGCAAGACAGCUGAUGAGAGUGCGAGUGCCGGUGUGGACUCAGGCUCAAGUAUGCAUCGCGUGCUACCGGCUUUGAUUGCUAUCUCAUCGGAAGGCACCAACACGACAGCCACUACGAAAGCCAAGGCCAAGUCGCAGCAGAAAAAGCCCACCAAGUCCAAGAAGGACCGUACACCGUCCCCGGAGAAGUACGACUACCAGCGGGCGGAAGGACCCGACAUGAGGGACGGCCGAGCCCAGGGCUACCCAUGCUUCGGCCAACAUGUUGCGAUGGCCGAAGGGAGGGGCAGCUUGUCGGGCCGCAACAAGCAUGGCCGAUGGACAGUUUGCAGCCAGUGCAGACUGAGAAUUCAAUAUGUGCCGGCAUACGGUGCCACAGGGGCACACCGUCAGGCUGGUCCCUUGGGACCCGACUCGGCCACAGUGGUGUCCAUGGUGAAGGGCAAGAUCGAGGAAGACCCCCUGGAGAAAGAGAAGCUGAACAGCAAGCCUUGCAGCAGCCUGGCAGCGGAGGUCUCACUUCGCCAAAGGCUGGAAAAGCUGGAGGCAGACAGGAAGAAGAAACCACCGCAGCUUCGACCAGGGGAGAAUUCCAAGGCGGCUCCUUCCACUCCGCCGGCCACAGCUCAGGGCUAUGUCACCAAGGUCACCAAGAAAGCUGUGAAAAGGGAAUCCGAAAAGACAGCCGAGAAGGCAGAGGAAGCCAUGGAAGAGCAAGUGGAGGACGUCAAUCACCUUUAUGAGGAACUACAGGCUGAUGGUUCCAAGGUGUAUCUGAUGGAACUCUGUUGUCCUCCGGACAGCAGAUUGGCACAGACGUUUAUCCAGCGGAAGAAGGGUGCCAUCCGGGUUGGUUUACCAGCCAUUGAUGUGAGCACCAAGAAGGGCAUCCAAGAGGUGGAGAGUAUGCUGGAGAAGUGGCGUCCAGAGCUCUUAUGGAUAUCGCUUCCUUGUGGGCCGUAUUCACCCAUUCAGACCCUCUUCAAUGAGUCCACUCCAGAAAAGAAGGAAAAGAGCAUGGCUAGAAAGCAUCAGGCCAAGAGACUGAUUCACCAUGGGAUAAGGGCAGCCCGUUUCCAAUUGAGCCUAGGCGGAGACAUUGCCUGGGAAUGGCCAAGGGACAACGGAGGUUGGAACCUUCCACGGGUGCGAGAACUGUGGGAUGAACUGAGGUCCAAGGACCGUUUGUUUGUGGCCAAGAUCGAUGGAUGCAGCUAUGGCCUGAAGAGCUCAAGGGGCAAUCCUAUAAAAAAGCCUUGGAAAGUCAACACCACCUUGGCACCUCUGGCAAUUGGCCUGGAACGAAGAUGUCCAGGGCAUGAGCACCACGAUGAAUGUCUUGGUGGAAAAGAAGCUCGACUUUCCGGCUUUUAUCCUCAGGCUAUGUGCGACGUCAUCUACCGAGUGCUGAUGGAAUGCAGUCGUGGAAAGGUCCAUAGCAUCUCUCCGGUCUUUGGCACUGAAGACUUCGAUGACAUCCAGAGAGAGAUUCGAGAACCUCUGGAUGAGAAGGAGAAAAAGCCUGGAAAAGUUGCACCGCAAGACUGGGCAUCCGUCCAAUGCAGCUCUGGCGAACACACUGCGACAUCGUGGCGCACAUCCGGAAGUCCUGGAAUUGGUAGUAGCAUGUCCAUGAACCUGAAACUUCGUGUGCGAGCACAACAAGCGUUUUUGAAACAACAAUCCUUCGAAGCAAUCACUAGAGCGGCCAAUGCGAAGACACGAAAAGCUUUGGUGUUUUUGCCAGGGGAUGUCGUGUAUUUCAAACGCAUCAAACCUCCUGCGCAACCACAAGCACAGGUCAUUGCGGAAAGCAGUGAGGCUGCAACUGCAAGUUGGACUUUUCAUAGUUUGGUGCAAACUCUCUACAAAGGGCAGUAUGAGAUCUUAGAUGAUCACACGUUCCCAGAAGAUAGUAGCGAACGAACAUCUGCAACGGAGAGAAGAUCUCGCUCUUUAGCAAGAGCACCUCCAACACCGAGAAGAGCCUCCUCCAUCCCUGCAAGAGAUAGUGCGAUAACACCUCGCAGAGAAAUGGAAAUGACCUUGCAAGAGCUAGCAGAGACUCACAAGAAGAAACAGAAGGUGACUAGGCCAUCUCCGUCUCCGAGCACUCCUAUGCCCUCUUCUAUGCCUUCAACUCCCACUCCGGCAGUAGCAUCAGAUGGUGUAGGUGGUACAGACAUUAGUCUGCAAGAGUAUCUCAGAAAUCCAGCCUAUGAUCCUCCAGCACAGGCCGUGCAACCAAAAUCACGAUCAAUGGGUGAGCUGUUUGAGCAGCCCCUAUUCAAGAGGCAGAAACAAGCUCUGGGAGAGGCAGAUGAUUCUGCCUUGUUUGCUACUUCCUUUUUCAAUUCUCAGCAUGAGCUUCGUUGUGAGAAAUUGGCGUGCACGAUCGAUUUGGAUCUGCCAACCAAGUCGUCAGAGUGGAGACGCUUGCGAAGAUCUCCCGAAGCUUUCUACGUGAAGAAGGUGAAAGGAGCAGAAGUGAAGUGGCAUGCCUUGAGUGAUGAUCAGAAGGUUGCUUUCGACAAGGCCAAACAGACCGAGGUGUCUCAGUGGUUGAGUGCAGCGGCCGUGAAACGAGUGUUUGGACCUGUGCCAAAGGACCGUCUGGUCAAAAUGAGAUGGGUCCUCACGUACAAAGAAUCAGGGGCAGCAAAGGGACGUAUAGUCCUAAUAGGCUAUCAAGACCCAGACUUAGCCUCACUCACAACGGCCGCGCCCACCAUGUCCCAGCGGACACGACAAUUAGCUCUACAAUUCUCAUCUGUAAAAGGAUGGCGAACCCUGAAAGCAGACGUGAAGGCUGCAUUUUUGCAGGGUACUGCGUCAGAACAACAGAGAAAUUUGUUUGCUAUUCCGGUGCCGGAACUUGCAAGUGCACUAGGUUGUCAACCGGGCGAAGCAGUCCAGGUACUGAAGAGUUGUUACGGACUUGUCAAUGCUCCCUCUAGUUGGUUCCUGUGUGUCAAAGAGACCCUUGCCAGCUUGUCCUUUGUCCAGUCCAAGACAGACCCUUGCCUAUGGUUCUUUCAGAAGCAAGUGAGCGAUAGUGAAGCUGUAACUCUUGGAUACAUUUGCUCGCAUGUUGAUGAUUUCUUGAUAAGUGGAGACGAACAAUCGGAGGAAUGGAUGAAUGCCUUGCAGUCCUUUUAUGAUCGCUUCAAGUGGUCACCCUGGGAAUGCAACACGUAUACACACUGUGGCAUCCGGAUCCGAGAAGAUGUCACUUUCGUCAUGUGGUCAGAUGCAGCACUAGCUAAUCGAAGAGAUUUGAGUUCAACUGGCGGUUUUGUUUUGGCGGCAACCAAUCAAAGCAUGCUGCGAGGUGAUUUGGCACCUUUGUCGCUUAUCUCGUGGAGAUCGGCGAAACUUCAGCGAAAGGCGCGUUCUUCUUUGGCAGCUGAGGCGCAAGCUCUGAGUGAAGCCGACCAAGAGUUGAUGUACACUAGGUUGCAGUGGAGUGAGUUUUGCGGUUUCCCAAUUGAUUUGAAAGACACAGCCAGCAGUGUAUCUAGAAUCAAGGGAGCAGUGGUCAUAGACGCCAAAGCAUUGUUCGAUGUUUUGCAAAAGAAGGAUCUGAACUCGGCUGGUGGUGGUUUGAGGGACAAAUUUUCUUUUUUGGAGGUUUUGUGUUUAUUGGAAUCUUUGGAAAAACACCAGACCGAUGUAAAAUGGGUCCAUAGCGAAAUUCAGCUUGCCGACGCUCUGACAAAGCCACUUCCUCACGGUGUUUUGCAGAAAGUGUUGAUUGAAGGAAAGUGGCGACUGACGUUUGACCCUAAUUUUGUCAGUUCCAAGCGUUUGCGCAAGCAGCGAAAUUGUACAGAAGGCAACAUGGUAAUUUCCGGCACCUCCUUGGGGCGUGUGAGUUUGAGUAGCAGUCAGCCUCAGGCCCACCAUGAUUACGGACAAAAAGAUGGACUCCACUCACAUCGACUACACAGGAUGGAGAUUGGAUAUGUGCUGAAGCUGCGGAUGUUCCCGUUCGAGACAGUCAACGGAAAGUUCCGUGAAGUGUACAGUCGCUGGAUUUUCAUGUUUGGCUUCUUGAUGAUCUCGCUGCCUCUGUGCUGCCUCUGUUGCGCGGUCUGCGCCUUCUUCAGAAUUCGGAAGAAGGAUCGUGGGGCUCCAGCUCCAGCUGAGCAGCCACCACAGCCUGCCGAGGUGUGA
Molecule: messenger RNA, 6366 nt
Organism: Cladocopium goreaui
Lineage: Eukaryota; Dinophyceae; Suessiales; Symbiodiniaceae
Source: the annotation of a GenBank genome assembly